Molecule: messenger RNA, 1407 nt
Organism: Mugil cephalus (flathead mullet)
Lineage: Eukaryota; Metazoa; Chordata; Actinopteri; Mugiliformes; Mugilidae
Product: claudin-4-like
Exons: 1
Coding region: 208-768 (186 amino acids)
Biological process (GO): cell adhesion; bicellular tight junction assembly
Cellular component (GO): bicellular tight junction; plasma membrane
Molecular function (GO): structural molecule activity
Source: RefSeq, a predicted model, not a curated record
CCCCUAUUCGGAGCAUACAGGAAUCAGGACAAGCAGGAAACCUGACCUGCAAACUAACGAGUCCCCUCCCUGUUUCUCUUCUCAUACCUGCAGUCGAAAACCUUUGAACGAAACGUAACCAGCAGCGUUGAAGCUAUACUAAUAAGGAUUUUAAGCUGAACUGAAGGUUUGUUUUUGUUUUUUUUCUACUUUGAAACUCUUGACGACAUGCAGACUCAGAUCAUUGGUUUGUGUUUGGCAAUCAUCGGAUUUCUUGGCACCAUCCUUAUCUGCGGGCUGCCCAUGUGGAAGGUGACGGCCUUUGUCGGGGCAAACAUCAUCACCGCACAGGUGUUCUGGGAAGGUUUAUGGAUGAACUGUGUGAUCCAGAGCACAGGUCAGUCACAGUGCAAAGCCUAUGACUCCGUCCUGGCUUUACCACAAGGACUGCAGGCCUCCAGGGCUCUGAUCUGCGUCUCCAUUGCUGUCAGCGUGGUAGCCAUCGGGCUGACUGUGGUGGGAGCCAGCUGCACCAACUUCUUCCGUGACGACUCCUUGAGAAAAGCUAAUGUUGGAGUGGCUGGAGGUGUGGUGUUUAUAAUCGCAGGACUCCUGUGUCUCAUUCCUGUUAGUUGGUCGGCUCACAACAUCAUCACAGGAUUUUACAACCCUUUGGCCACAGCGGAGAGGAGGGGGGAGCUCGGUGCCUCCAUAUAUGUGGGCUGGGCAUCUGGAGUCCUGCUCGUCAUUGGAGGCGGGAUGGUGUGUAGCAUCUACAGAUGCAGAUGAUGACUAGAUAAUCUCAAAAACUGUGCAAUAGUGUAUCUGACUUUUUUUUUCUUUUAUUUCUGUUGCUAAUUGCACUAUACAACGAUUUUGUAAGAAAUCAGUAGCAGAUCUGUAAAACAUGUAGCACAUUAAAGUGAACAGGAAACUGCAGCAGCUUGCAGUGUUUAUUUUUUUAAAGGGAAGGAACGGGAAGUCUGGUCGACCUGAUAUUUCUGUAAUAUGUUUAAAUGAAGGAAACAGAGUUUUGUGAAACAUUUUAGUAUGUAUAGCACAGACUGUAAAAUGAUUUAAUCUCUUAAUACAGUAUUUUUUUUAACUGCCUGUGUAGUGACGAAUUUUCUCUCUGUAAUGUUAGUAACAAUUUUUAAGAAUAGAAUGAAGGAAGCAAGUCAACUAGCUAAAUAAAGACAGCAGCUACUUUAGUUAUUUAAAAACUGUGAUUUAAAUUGUACUGGAAGUACUCAUGUCUUACUUUGGACUUUUUCACCCCUUUCCUUGAUCAUUGUCCUUUUUGUUGUCUACAUAUAUUUGCAAAGCUGUCCAACUGUCGGCCAUGUUCUGUGAUGUUGAGGACAAAACGAUUUAUUAUAUUUUUGUAGAGUAAGCAAACCAAUAAAUUCACUUUAUUUUGGACACUAA